Messenger RNA from Chrysemys picta bellii (western painted turtle), 12816 nucleotides. It is a transcript of the gene DNAH3, whose product is annotated as dynein axonemal heavy chain 3. Gene Ontology annotation, molecular function: dynein intermediate chain binding; dynein light intermediate chain binding; ATP hydrolysis activity. Gene Ontology annotation, cellular component: dynein complex. The record is from RefSeq and is a predicted model, not a curated record. NCBI's taxonomy places the organism in Eukaryota, Metazoa, Chordata, Testudines, Emydidae. Gene Ontology annotation, biological process: microtubule-based movement.
UGGGUGGAAGAAAGCUUGGGAGGGGGAUAGAAGAGAGGAGGAUAGAAGAGAGUUUGAGAUGAGGUGCAGGGAAAAAGUGAGCUUGAAGUGGGGUAGAAAAGGAAGAGAGCUUGUGUAGCAGGGAGAAGAGAUCUUAGUGUGGGCAGCAUGGGAGAGGGAGAAGACAACUUGAGGAAGAGACAGGUGGAGGGAGUUUGAAGAGAACUGUUUCCUUCCAGCUGCCGGGGUGUCCGGAAGGCAGAAGCAUCUAUUAUAACACUUUCUCUAGUCUCCUGAAUGGAAACUAUGUCCUGAAACUAUUUCCCUAAUUUUCUGUAUGCAGGUAGCUAAUACGAGCUUAUUUAUUUUAAGAAAAAUAUUGACCUAAUCUAUACAUUUUAACAAACAAGAAACAAUUUGACCAAAGUUUACAAUGAAGCCAACACAGACUCCAAGGCUCCUGAGGUCCCAAAAUAAUUCUGUGUAUAAUAUGAGUCAUUCCAAAGGGAUACCCGAGUUACCACCUCUGCCAGCUGCAACCACAACAGAACCCUCAGAACUGUAUCAGCUUGUCCUUAAGAACAGCUAUUAUCCUCCUUUGAUGCAAAGAGUGUCAUGGACUUUGGCAGUUCCAUUUAAAGAACAGCGUUAUUACCGAAGCCCGAGUGAUUCCAUAGCUAAUAACUACACACUUACUGCACGUGAUCUAAAACUGAAAGAUCUGCAUAAAAUGGUGUCCCCUGCCAUGGCGAGAGCAACAUUGGGUUCAGCGAAGCAGAGAGCAGUCUCACCGCCUCCAAAAGAAUAUGCCCCUUCUGAGAAGAGGCUCAGACUUACACAAAGAAGUAAAUGUGACUCUGAUAGAACCACACCAACCCAACUGUACAGUACAGAUUCAAAUUCAUUAUAUUCAGAUAGACAUAGUCCAGAAUUAGGCAUCAUAUAUUAUUCAGACACCCAACCAUUGACUCCAGAAGAACAGUUUGUUGUCAUGCUCCAACACGAGGAGGAGAUACAUAAGCAAGAAGAGUCACCUUCGGAAAGUGAUAUAGAGAGAUAUUGUUAUUACAUACAUAAUGGAAUACGGAAAGACAUGCUGGCGCCCCAGGAUAAAGAAGUGAAAGACAUGAUUUUAAAGCAAAUUCCAAAUCAUUUUCUUACCAACCCAAAUCUGGAGACAUUGCUUCAUAGUUUAACAGAAGAGAUUCAGGAUGACUACCACAUCAGCCUCAUGAAAAACAUUGUUGAUUACAUCUUGAUGGAUCCAGCUGAGAGAGAGAGACUCUUUAUUGGAAAUAUCCCACGCUCUUUUCCUCAGAGAGUGAUUCGUGCACCAGUCCCAUGGCAUAAUGUUUACCAAGAAAUAAAAAGCUGGAAUGAAAACCAUCUGUUCACAGUGAAUCCAAUGAUGCUUAUGUUACAACACCUCUGGUUUACUGAGUUUAGUGACCUAAGAUUUGUUCGUACAAAAGAAAUGCUGUCAGGUGACCUGCCACUGCUGCCCAGUGAAUUUGAAGAUUUAGUUCGAAGACAUUGUAUGGAAGCACAUGACAUUCUUCAGAACAAGUGGAUCCCAACUUGUGCAUCCCUCUUUAUUGAUCAGAAGGAGAGGUGGCUUCAUUUGGCACCCCAGACUGACUAUGAUUCCCCUAAGCAAAUUGAAGAGUAUUUUGCUUCUGUUGCAAAUCUCAUGUCAUUACAGCUACGCGAGAUGGUUAUUAACUCUUUGGAAGACCUCCUGGCAUUUUUUAUGAUACACAAGGAUGGGAAUGACUUUGGAGAACCAUAUCAAGAAAUGCAGUUCUUUGUCCCUCAAAUACUAAUAAUCAAACUCAAUGUGGAGGAACCCAAAAUUGUGUUUCAGCCACUUUGGAAAGAUUGUUGGAAUUUAAUCUACCACUGCUUCAUGGAGAUCCUUCAGAGUUCGGAGGGACUUCCGAAGGUAGAAAUGCAACUCUUUCCAGAAUUAAAAAAAGAUGACCCCACUCUUCGUACAGUGAAAGUGGAUGAAUCUUUGGUUUCAGAAUAUGUGAACAAAACUGCCAGGAUAUUUGACAGCAACAUGGUUGGUCCACAGAAGUACUUAAAUGUGUACAAGAAAUACAGUGAUCUUUUGAACAACAGUGCGGAACAAGACAUUACUGAUUUUUUGAAGGAAAGCCAUUCUCUAGAUGAUUUCACUAAGAAGAUUGACAGUUUAACAAAACUGAAAAAAGAAAUAGCCUUCAUGCAUGUCACUGUCCCUCUCGCCAUGUUCUGCCUGGAUGCUUUAAAGCUGAAUGAGGAGCUUUGCAAUCGGGCCCAAACACUUAAAAAUAAGCUGAUUGAGUUUGAAGUGGAUGAAAACAGGGAGUUAAAUAAGAGCAUUUGCAAUCAAUACAACAUAAUUGCAGACAAAGUCAGUGAGGUGCCUUUGAACACUGAAGAGCUGGUAGAGCUUACGGCAUACUUAAAAAAAGCCAGUGAAGUUACUGUUUUUAAACUGAGACGUGAGAUCUCUGAAGCAGCCUACAGACUGGAAUUCUUGAUGGACUAUGCUGAUCUGCCUUCUGAGGACAUAAAACUGAAUAGUACUGUUUUUCACUGGCCGGAACAGAUUGAGAUAAUCUUUGAAAAUAGCAGAGCCCAGUUGUUUAGCAGGAGAGAUCAUGCAGAGGUUUCUCUGGUUAAAAGGUGCGCCCAGUUUGACGCAUUACUUGAAAGUUAUUUCAAAGAAGUAGAAAGUUACAAGAAACGGGAUGUCAUGACCAUGGACGAAAUGAAGAAUAAUGUUGAGAAAUUUAAUGAGUUGGUUAAGAAUCUGGAUAAUGCACUAGUGGAAUUCGAGGCUAUUAAUAAAGAAGAGGAGUUACUUGAGCGGGAGAAGAGCCAGUUUCCUCUACUGCAAACUAUAAUUGUAAAUAAACAACCCUUUGAGCAACUUUGGGUAACAGCUUACAAUUUCCAUACUAAGUCUGAGGAAUGGAUGAAUGGAUCUCUCCAGGACUUGAAUUCUGAAGAAAUUACUGAGGAAAUUGGAAAUAUGUGGAGGACAAUGUAUAAAUUAACUAAGACUUUUGCAGACCUGCCUGGACCUAGACGCUUAGCAGAAAAUGUGAAAUUUAAACUUGACAAGUUUAAGCAGCAUAUUCCCAUCCUGUCUAUUGCCUGCAAUCGUGGAAUGAAGGACAGACAUUGGGAGCAGAUCAGUGAAAUAGUAGGGUAUGAAAUAAGACCUGAUGAAACUACUUGCCUUCUAAACAUGUUGGAAUAUGGAUUAUCAAAGUACAUUGAAAAACUAGAGCCUAUUGGAGCAGCAGCCAGUAAAGAAUAUUCCCUAGAGAAAUCCAUGGACAAAAUGAAAUCGGAAUGGGCCAAUAUAAGCUUCAAUUUUGUGAAGUACAGGGACACUAAUACCAGUAUCUUGUCAGCAAUUGAUGAUAUCCAGCUUUUGCUUGAUGAUCACAUUGUUAAAACACAGACAAUGUGUGGCUCUCCGUUCAUCAAACCGAUAGAAACUGAAUGCCGGGCAUGGGAAGAGAAGCUUGUUUCAAUGCAAGAUAUUUUAGAUAGCUGGUUAAAAUGUCAGGCAACAUGGCUUUACCUGGAACCAAUUUUUAGUUCAGAAGACAUUAUAGCUCAAAUGCCAGAAGAGGGCAGAAAGUUUGGAAUAGUAGACGCUUACUGGAAAGACAUCAUGGCACAAACAGUGAAAGACACCAGGGUACUCGUAGCAACUGAGCAACCCAGGAUGCUGGAGAGGCUUCAGGAAGCAAAUGUUCUCUUAGAUGAUAUCCAGAAGGGGCUGAAUACUUAUUUGGAGAAGAAAAGAUUAUUUUUCUCACGGUUCUUUUUCCUGUCUAAUGAUGAGCUGCUUGAGAUUUUGUCAGAAACCAAAGAUCCCCUUCGAGUACAGCCACAUUUAAAGAAGUGUUUUGAGGGAAUCUCUAAAUUAGAGUUUACAGAAGAUCUGGAGAUCACAGGAAUGAUCAGUUCAGAGAAAGAAACUGUUCCUUUCAUACAGAAAAUCUAUCCAGUGAAAGCAAAAGGCAUGGUAGAGAAAUGGCUUUUGCAAGUAGAGGAAAUGAUGUUGGCCAGCAUAAGACAAGUUAUUCAAGAUGGCAUUGGAGGAUAUGUUCAAGUUCCCCGAAAUAAGUGGGUACUUCAGUGGCCUGGACAGGUGGUUAUUUGUGUUUCAUCCAUCUACUGGACAAAGGAAGUGUCUGAAGCUAUGCAAUCAGGAACUUUACUUAAAUUCUUGGAGAAGAGCAACCUACAAAUUGGAGAAAUUGUUCAGUUAGUGAGAGGAAAGUUGUCCAGCGGUGCCCGUCUGACUCUUGGGGCUCUCACUGUCAUUGAUGUGCACGCUCGUGAUGUGGUUGCAAAAUUGGUUGAGGACAAAAUCACAGAUCAGAAUGAUUUCCAGUGGAUUUCUCAGUUGAGAUAUUACUGGGAAAAAGGAGAUGUAAUGGUGCGAAUGAUUACGACAGAAGCCAAAUAUGGCUAUGAGUACCUUGGCAAUUCUCUACGUCUGGUUAUAACUCCACUGACUGAUCGAUGCUAUAGAACAUUAAUGGGGGCUCUGAAACUAAAUCUUGGUGGUGCUCCAGAAGGACCUGCGGGGACUGGCAAAACCGAAACAACAAAAGAUCUAGCAAAAGCACUGGCUAAGCAGUGUGUUGUCUUUAAUUGCUCCGAUGGUCUUGAUUACAAAGCCAUGGGUAAAUUCUUUAAGGGACUGGCACAAUCUGGAGCUUGGGCCUGCUUUGAUGAGUUCAACAGAAUUGAGGUUGAAGUGUUGUCUGUAGUUGCACAACAGAUACUCAGUAUACAGCAGGCUAUUGUGCGAAAUCUGAAAACGUUCCUCUUUGAAGGCACAGAGAUCUCUCUUAAUCCAACCUGCGCUGUCUUCAUCACUAUGAAUCCUGGGUAUGCUGGACGGGCAGAACUUCCUGAUAAUCUAAAGGCAUUAUUCCGAACAGUUGCCAUGAUGGUUCCAGAUUAUGCUUUGAUUGGUGAAAUUUCACUUUAUUCAAUGGGAUUUCUUGAUUCUAGAAGUCUUGCCCAGAAAAUUGUUGCCACAUACCGUCUUUGCUCUGAGCAGUUAUCAUCUCAGCAUCACUAUGACUAUGGAAUGCGUGCUGUUAAAUCUGUCCUGACAGCAGCAGGAAACUUAAAACUAAAGUACCCAGAAGAAGAUGAAAGUGUAUUGUUACUUCGAGCUUUGCUGGAUGUUAACUUAGCCAAAUUCUUGGCACAAGAUGUUCCUCUCUUUCAGGGUAUCAUAUCUGACCUGUUUCCUGGAGUGGUUCUUCCUAAACCAGACUAUGAGCUGUUUGUGCAGGCACUGAGUGACAAUAUUACAAAAAUGAAUCUUCAACCAGUUCCUUGGUUUAUUGGAAAAAUUAUUCAGAUUUAUGAAAUGAUGCUGGUGCGCCAUGGAUACAUGAUUGUUGGAGAUGCUUUGGGUGGAAAGACCUGUGCUUACAAAGUGCUAGCCGCAGCCCUUGGUGAUUUGUACACAGCAAAUUCCAUGGAUGAGUUUGCUGUUGAGUACAGAAUUAUUAAUCCCAAAGCUAUUACAAUGGGACAGCUGUAUGGGUGUUUUGACCCUGUGAGCCAUGAGUGGACAGAUGGAGUCCUUGCAAACACCUUCAGACAACAAGCAUCUUUAACCACAGAUGACAGGAAGUGGAUUAUAUUUGAUGGACCAGUGGAUGCAGUUUGGAUAGAGAACAUGAACACUGUGCUAGAUGAUAAUAAGAAGCUGUGUUUAAUGAGCGGGGAAAUAAUUCAGAUGAGUUCCAAAAUGAGUUUAAUCUUCGAGCCAGCUGACUUGGAGGAGGCAUCUCCAGCAACUGUCAGCAGGUGUGGUAUGAUCUAUAUGGAUCCUAAUCAGUUAGGUUGGAAGCCUCUGAAGGAUUCCUACAUGGACACGCUGCCCCCAAAUCUGCAACAGGAGCACAGAGAACUGAUUGAUGACAUGUUUAUGUGGCUAGUCCAGCCUUGCUUGGAAUUUAUUCGCCUUCAUUGCAAAAUCAUAGUACAGACAUCCGCUAUCCAUCUAACCUAUAGCAUGAUGAAACUCUAUACCUGUCUGCUCGAUGAAAUAAGGAAAUCGGGUGAAGAAGAAGGUGAAACCAUGUCUAGUCAGCAGAUCAUCUUAUGGCUACAGGGGCUUUUCCUUUUCGCAUUGGUUUGGACAAUUGGUGGGACCAUCAAUGCAGACAGCAGAAAGAAAUUUGAUCUGUUUUUCCGCAACUUGCUCAUGGGAAUGGAUGAUGAGAACCCGCGCCCCAAAAGCCUGAAGCUCACCAAAAACAACAUCUUUCCGGAAAAAGGGAGUGUGUAUGACUUCUAUUUUCACAAGCAAGCCAGUGGACAAUGGAACAUAUGGACUGAUUACAUCACUAGGGAGGAGCAAAAUAUCCCUGCUGGUGCAAAGGUGUCCGAGCUUAUAAUUCCAACAAUGGAAACAGCCAGGCAAUCUUUUUUUCUAAAAACAUAUGUGGAACAUAACAUCCCCUUGCUGUUUGUGGGCCCCACUGGCACAGGAAAGUCCGCUAUUACCAACAGCUUUCUGCUGCAACUUCCAAAGCUUAAAUACGUCCCUAACUGCAUCAACUUCUCUGCAAGAACUUCAGCUAACCAAACCCAGGAUAUUAUUAUGUCAAAGCUGGACAGAAGAAGAAAGGGACUAUUUGGACCUCCCGUGGGGAAAAAAGCUAUAAUAUUUGUAGAUGACCUAAACAUGCCUGCAAAGGAGGUGUACGGUGCCCAGCCACCUAUUGAGCUUCUUAGACAGUGGAUUGAUCAUGGUCACUGGUAUGACAAGAAGGAUACAUCCAGGCUUGAUAUCAUAGAUGUCUUACUUGUUUCAGCAAUGGGCCCUCCUGGUGGAGGAAGGAAUGAUAUUACAGGGCGUUUCACACGACACUUGAAUAUUAUUUCCAUCAAUGCUUUUGAUGAUGACGUUUUAACCAAGAUUUUCUCUUCAAUUGUUGACUGGCAUUUCAGCAAAGGAUUUGAAGCUGUAUUUACAAGGCUUGGCAAGAUGAUAAUCCAAGCGACAAUGGCUAUUUAUAAAAUGGCUGUCGAGAAUUUUCUUCCAACUCCUUCAAAAUCCCAUUACGUCUUUAAUCUGCGUGAUUUCUCCCGUGUUGUUAGAGGAGUGCUGUUGUGUCCACACACCCAUUUACAAGAUGGGGAUAAGCUGAUCAGACUUUGGAUCCAUGAAGUUUAUCGAGUUUUCUAUGACCGCUUAAUUGACAAUGAUGACAGGGAGAUGUUCUUUAAGAUGGUAAAAGAAACAACAUCAAACAACUUCAAGCAGAGUGUUGAUAAGGUACUGAGUCAUCUGUCACCUACUGGCAAGAUCACCGAUAAUAAUAUCCGCAGCCUCUUCUUUGGAGACUACUUUAAACCAGAAAGUGAUGUAAAAGCCUAUGAUGAAAUCACAGACUUAAAGCAACUGACAACCGUGAUGGAAUAUUACCUUGAUGAGUACAACAAUAUCAGCAAGGCUCCAAUGUCCUUGGUCAUGUUUAAGUUUGCCAUCGAGCAUAUCUCAAGGAUAUGCAGAGUACUGAAACAGGACAAUGGUCAUUUGCUUUUGGUGGGAAUUGGUGGGAGUGGGCGACAAAGUGCUACCAAGCUGGCCACCUUCAUGAAUGCUUUUGAGCUUUUUCAGAUUGAAAUCACGAAGUCCUAUGGCAACAACGAAUGGAAGGAGGAUGUGAAACGAAUCAUGCUGCAGACUGGCGUCAGUAACAAAGAUGUGUCUUUUUUGUUCUGUGACAAUCAAAUAAAGGACGAGUCAUUUGUGGAGGAUAUUAACAUGCUUUUAAAUACAGGUGAUGUGCCUAAUAUCUUCGCAGCAGAUGAGAAGGCUGACAUUGUUGAGAAAAUGCAGGCUGCAGCAAGGACGGAAGGCAGGAAAAUCGAGGCUACUCCACUUGCUAUGUACAACUUCUUUAUUGAAAGAGUGAAGAAAAAUUUACAUAUUGUCUUAGCAAUGAGUCCAAUUGGAGAUGCAUUCCGGAAUCGACUACGAAUGUUCCCUUCGCUGAUAAACUGCUGCACCAUUGACUGGUUCCAGACCUGGCCCACUGAUGCUUUGGAAAUGGUUGCAAACAAGUUUUUGGAGGAUGUCGAACUCGAAGAUGAAAUUAGAAAAGCGGUUGUGUCAAUGUGCAAAUAUUUUCAAGAAAGUGUGAGAGAGCUCUCUGUCAGCUAUUACAGCACACUGCGAAGACACAACUAUGUAACACCAACAUCUUAUCUGGAACUGAUUCUCACCUUUAAGGCUCUACUAAAUAGCAAGAGGCAAGAAGUUGACAUGAUGAGAAAUCGUUAUCUUGUGGGUCUUCAAAAACUUGAAUUUGCAUCUUCACAAGUUGCAGAAAUGCAGAAGGAGCUGACUGCCCUUCAGCCUGAACUAAUUCAAACCUCUGCAGAAACAGAGAAAAUGAUGAUCCAGAUAGAAAAAGAAACGAUUGAAGUAGAUGCAAAGAAGGAGCUAGUAUCUGCAGAUGAAAAGGAGGCUAAUGAUGCUGCAGCUGUUUCCAAAGCUAUUAAGGAAGAGUGUGAAGGGGACCUUGCAGAGGCCAUGCCAGCUCUAGAGGCUGCACUCUCAGCUCUUGAUACCUUGAACCCCUCAGACAUCUCGCUUGUCAAAGCCAUGCAGAAUCCACCAGGCCCUGUCAAGCUUGUUAUGGAGAGUAUCUGUGUAAUGAAAGGAAUGAAACCAGAGAGAAAGCCUGAUCCAAGUGGCAGCGGUAAAAUGAUAGAAGACUAUUGGGGAAUCUCUAGAAAGCUUCUAGGAGAUCUGAAAUUCCUUGAAAGCUUAAAGACAUACGACAAGGAUAAUAUUCCUCCUGCUGUAAUGAAGAGGAUCAGAGAGAGGUUUAUUGAGCAUCCAGAUUUUCAGCCGGCUGUCAUAAAAAAUGUGUCAUCAGCCUGUGAAGGCUUAUGCAAAUGGGUGAGAGCCAUGGAGGUGUAUGACCGUGUAGCUAAAGUGGUUGCUCCAAAACGUGAGCGUCUUAAGGAGGCGGAAGGUUUACUUGAAAUUCAAAUGAAAAAGCUAAAUACAAAGCGUGCAGAACUUAAGGAUGUAAUGGACCGUCUCCAAGCUUUGAACGAUGAAUUUGAAAGCAUGAAUAACCGGAAGAAAGAAUUAGAAAACAACAUUGAAAUCUGUUCACAAAAGCUGGUAAGAGCUGAAAAGCUGAUUAGUGGACUUGGAGGAGAGAAAGAUAGGUGGACAGAAGCUGCACGAUUGUUGGGAAUCCGAUACACAGAUCUUACUGGUGAUGUUUUGUUAUCUUCAGGAACAGUGGCUUAUUUGGGAGCCUUUACUGUAGACUAUCGCCUUGAAUGCCAAAAGCAAUGGCAGGCCCUAUGCAAGGAGAAGCAUGUACCAUGUUCCAAUGAUUUUAGCCUCAGUAAUACUUUAGGGGAUCCUGUCAAAAUCCGUGCCUGGCAGAUUGCUGGAUUGCCAAUUGAUUCAUUUUCAAUUGAUAAUGGUAUAAUUGUUUCUAACUCAAGAAGAUGGGCUUUAAUGAUUGAUCCUCAAAGGCAAGCCAACAAGUGGAUAAAAAAUAUGGAGAAAGCUAAUAAGCUUUCGGUUAUCAAACUGUCUGAUACGAACUAUGUGAGGAUACUGGAAAAUGCUAUCCAGUUUGGAACACCAGUCUUGCUUGAAAAUAUUGAUGAAGAACUAGAUGCUUUCAUAGAGCCUAUAUUGCUAAAGCUAACAUUCAAGCAACAAGGUGUGGAAUACAUGAGGUUAGGUGAAAAUAUAAUUGAAUACUCAAGAGACUUCAAGUUUUACAUGACAACUCGCUUAAGGAAUCCUCAUUAUUUUCCUGAAGUGGCUGUGAAAGUUUGUCUACUCAACUUCAUGAUUACACCACUAGGUCUUCAGGACCAACUUCUUGGAAUUGUAGCUGCAAAGGAAAAGCCUGAGCUGGAAGAAAAGAAAAAUAAACUGAUCAUAGAAAGUGCGGCCAACAAGAAACAGCUGAAGGAGAUAGAAGAUAAAAUCCUUGAGGUUCUUUCCAAGUCAGAAGGAAACAUCUUAGAAGAUGAAACAGCAAUUAAGGUUUUGUCUUCAUCCAAAGAGCUAUCUGAAGAAAUCUCUGAAAAGCAGGAAAUUGCAUCUGUAACUGAAAUGCAGAUAGAUGCUACUCGAAUGGGUUACAAGCCAGUAGCUGUUCAUUCAGCAACUCUCUUCUUCUGCAUUUCUGAUCUGGCAAACAUUGAACCUAUGUACCAGUAUUCAUUAAUUUGGUUCAUUAACUUGUACAUUCAAUCCAUUGCUAAUAGCAAAAAGAGUGAUGAUCUAAAGGAGAGAAUUGAGAAUAUAAUUGAACAUUUCACAGUAAGCAUCUACAAUAAUGUCUGCCGUUCACUGUUUGAGAAGGAUAAACUGCUAUUCUCCCUCCUCCUGACUAUAGGAAUAAUGAAAGGAGAAGAUAAAAUAGAUGAUGAGGUUUGGCGGUUCCUAUUGACAGGAGGUGUUGCUCUUGAUAACCCUUACCUCAACCCAGCCCCAGAGUGGUUGACUGACAAAUCAUGGGCUGAGAUUGUACGUGCAUCUAGUCUAAAAAACCUUCAUGGACUGAUGGAUCAUGUAAGGGAGAAUGUUUCAAAGUGGAAAAUGAUUUAUGACUCUGCAAAGCCCCAGGAAGAGGCAUUCCCAGAUGUAUGGAAGACAUUAGUAGGGCUAGAUCAUAUGAUCAUUCUAAGGUGUUUAAGACCUGAUAAAAUCAUUCCAGCAACGCAGGAUUUCAUCACAGAAAAUAUGGGAAGAACUUAUAUAGAACCACCCACUUUUGACCUUGCGGGAAGUUACAAUGAUUCCAAUUGCUGUGCACCUUUGAUUUUUGUAUUAUCACCAGGUGCUGAUCCUAUGGCAGGUUUGCUAAAGUUUGCUGAUGAUCUUGGCAUGGGAGGUACAAGCAUUCAGACUAUUUCACUUGGCCAGGGCCAGGGUCCAAUAGCAGCAAAAAUGAUAUGUCAGGCUAUCAUUGAUGGAACUUGGGUAGUGUUACAAAACUGCCAUCUUGCAACCAGCUGGAUGCCUGCUUUGGAGAAAAUCUGUGAAGAAACGAUAGUGCCUGAGACUACCCAUGAAAAAUUCAGAUUAUGGUUAACCAGUUAUCCGUCAGAAAAGUUUCCUGUCAGUAUUCUCCAGAAUGGCAUCAAAAUGACCAAUGAACCUCCUAAAGGGGUUAGAGCAAACCUCCUACGAUCGUACCUCAAUGACCCAGUGUCUGAUCCUGCAUUCUUUACUAGUUGCCAAAAACAAGAAAUGUGGCAAAAAUUGCUCUUUGGACUUUGCUUUUUCCAUGCCCUGGUUCAAGAAAGGAAAAAUUUUGGCCCAUUGGGUUGGAAUAUUCCAUAUGAAUUCAAUGAAUCUGAUCUUAGAAUCAGUAUGCGACAGAUCCAGAUGUUUCUGAAUGAGUAUGAAGAAAUCCCAUUUGAAGCUCUGACCUAUCUAACAGGGGAAUGUAACUAUGGUGGGAGAGUAACAGACGACAAAGACAGGCGUCUUCUUCUGUCACUUCUUUCCAUAGUCUAUAAUAAAGAUAUAGAACAGGAGAAGUAUAAACUUUCACCUGGGGAUGACUACUACAUACCACCACAUGGACCAUACCAGUCUUACAUUGACUACUUAAGAAGCUUACCAAUUACAACACAUCCUGAAGUGUUUGGGCUUCAUGAGAAUGCAGACAUCACUAAAGAUAAUCAGGAGACCAACCAGCUUUUCAGUGGAGUGCUUUUGACUCUGCCUAGACAAGUGGGUGGAGGUGGCAAGUCCCCACAGGAAACUGUUGAAGAUUUGGCACGGGACAUCCUGUCCAAAUUACCAAAUGACUUUAACCUGGAAGCGGUAAUGAAGAAAUACCCAGUGCUUUAUGAGGAGUCCAUGAAUACAGUUCUUAGGCAAGAACUUAUCAGAUUCAACAGGCUUACAGAAGUUGUUCGGAGCAGUCUUGUCAAUUUAGGCAAAGCUAUCAAAGGUCAAGUGUUGAUGUCGUCUGAACUUGAGGAUGUUUUCAACAGUAUGCUCGGAGGCAAAGUACCACCAAUGUGGGCAGCCAAAUCCUAUCCAUCGCUGAAACCCCUGGGCAGCUAUGUGUCUGAUCUUCUUACACGUUUGGCCUUCUUCCAGGAGUGGAUCAACGAAGGGCCACCCAACGUAUUUUGGAUAUCGGGAUUCUACUUUACUCAGUCCUUCUUAACAGGUGUUUCACAGAACUAUGCUAGAAAAUACACCAUCCCAAUUGAUCAUAUUGGAUUUGAAUUUGAGGUGACAAGACAGGAACACAGCAUGGAGGAAAUGCCAGAAGAUGGGGCAUAUGUGAAAGGACUCUUUUUAGAAGGUGCCCGUUGGGACAGAGAAACCAUGCAGAUUGGGGAAUCACUUCCAAAAAUCCUUUAUGAUUCUAUGCCUGUAAUUUGGCUGAAACCUGGAAAAAGUUCAACAUUUCUGCAUGAGAACAUUUACUCGUGCCCUGUUUACAAGACAAGUGCAAGAAGAGGUAUCUUGUCCACUACAGGCCAUUCAACUAACUAUGUUCUCCCAAUAGAGCUCCCUUCAGACCAGCCACAGAAACACUGGAUAAAUCGUGGUGUGGCAGCACUAUGCCAGUUAGAUGAUUAACUUUAUGUACGUCAAGAUACCUGCAUUUUAUAAUUAAAAGACAUACUUCAUGCUCCUGGAGCUGCACUUCUUUUUUACCGCAGCGUUUAUUGCUGAUUUUUAAACAUUUCUGCUUCCUAUUUCUUUCGCUUUUCAGCCAUUUUGCAUUAGUAGGGGGAAGACUGAUUAAAACAAAACCCUGUUACAAA